AUGCUUCGUGUUGGAAGAAUCUGUACAAGACCGAAUUCAGCCCGUGCUGUAUUUGCAUUCCUUGCGGGUCCACAACCUUUCGCUGGUCGUGGCAGCACGUAUCGCUUGGACAGUAAGUUUCUUGGGUCUAAGUGCACCGGUGAUGAACAUAUAGGAUUCCUGAACCAGAAACCUCAUGUUGGUAGUUGCGGCGCUUGCUUUUCCACUGCUACCGAAACGGUUCUGGUCCAAGCCCGUGACUCGUCUCAGCUAGCGUUGGAGAUAGAGAAUGCGAUCGAUCAGAAGAGGUUUGAUGAUGCAUGGAGGGCAUAUGAGAAGCAUGUUCACAUGGACGGAUUCCCAAGAAAGUCUGUUUUGAGUAAGCUCAUCAGUGGCUUCGCGGUGACCUGUGAUGCUCACAGGCUUAACCAGUCAUACAGUGUGGUCGAUCAUGUGUCUCGAGACAAGUUUGAAUUGCUGGAGAGGGAGCCCCUGAUUUACCUAUCUCUUAUUCUAGCACGUUGCGCUCUUCCUGAUCUUGCAGUCAAUGUUGUGAGGAAGUUAGUAAAGAUGGAAAUAUACCCUCCCGUUGCUGCAUGGUCUGCGAUCGUAGCACACAUGUGUCAAACUGCAACCGGUUCGUUUCUUGCUGCCGACAUGGUAAUGGAGAUUGGAUAUCUUUUCCAGAAUAAUAGAGUUGAUCCGCGCAAGAAGAGCAAUCGUCCAUUGCUAUCAAUGAAACCCAAUUCAUUUACCUUCAGCAUAGUUCUGACCGCAUCCCUCUUGUUUGGCACUACUAAAAAGGCGGAGCAGCUUCUUGAAUUAAUGCCCAGGAUAGGGGUGAAACCGGAAGCUAGCUUGCUGAUUGUCAUGGCCCGUAUAUAUGAAAAGAAUGGACACAAGGAUGAGAUUCAGAAGUUGAAGAGGCAUGUUGAUGAGGCCUGUGGUCUAAGUGAAUCAGAAUUCAGGCAGUUCUAUGAUUGCCUGCUCUCCUGUCAUUUAAAAUUUGGGGAUUUGGAUUCUGCUGUGGAUAUGGUGUUGGAUAUGCUUAAAAAGGGUAAAAAUGCUAAACGAUCAAUAGAAGCAGCUAAAGCAGUCCUCGAAGCAGUUGAGAAUAACAAAAUUUAUCUUCCUUAUGACAAAGCAGGCACUGAAAAUCCGGGUUCCCCAAAUAAAUCUAUGUCUACUGAUAGCCAAAUGCUGAACUAUGUUUCAUUCUUCAAAGACAAGAGCUUUGCAAAGCUUGAAUUAGAGGCGAGAGAAUUACACAAGUUAUCAUCAGAUAAGCUCCAGGAACAUGUCGGACUAGUUAAAUCUGAACAUGGUAUCCUCCAUCCAACUGAAACAAUGUAUGCCAAACUUGUCAAAGCUUUUCUGGAAGCAGAUAAGAUCAGUGCAUUGGCAUCAUUUCUUGUGAAAGCAAGCAAAGAAGACUCUCCAGUCUCUGUUGAGAGCUCCUUUGUUGUCCAAGUAAUAAGCGCAUGUAUUUCUGUUGGGUUAUUAGAGCAAGCACAUGAUCUUCUUGACGAGAUGAGAUUUUCUGGAAUUAGGGUUGGUUCUUCCAUUUAUUCGUCGCUCCUAAAAGCCUACUGCAAGGAGGGCCAUCAUGAAGAUGAUAUAACUGCACUUCUGAAGGAUGCUGAUCAAGCAGGAAUUCAGUUGGACUCAAGCUGCUAUGAACAUUUGAUACAAUCCAGGGCACAUCGCAAUAACACCACAGGUGCUCUCCAUCUUUUUAAAGAGAUGAAGAACUCAAACAUUCAAAGAUCUGGUCACAGGGAGUUUGAGAUGUUAGUACAAAGCUGUGAUAACAGUGAAGCUGCUUUGACGACUAAGCUAGUAGAAGAAGUCAGAAGUGGCCAUACGGUUAAUCAUGCUAUUCAUGACUGGAAUAAUGUUAUACAUUUCUUCUGUAAAAAGAGAUUAAUGCAUGAUGCUCACAAAGCACUGAGCAAGAUGCGUGUUUUAGGCCACAUGCCAAAUGCACAAACUUUCCAUUCUUUAGUAACUGGUUAUGCUGCUGUUGGUGGAAAAUAUGUGGAGGUGACGGACUUGUGGGGUGAAAUGAAAGUUCUGGCGAACUCCAACUCAAUGAAAUUUGAUCAAGAACUAUUGGACUCUCUGUUGUAUUGCUUUGUGAGAGGUGGUUUCUUUCUUCGAGCAAUGGAAGUUAUAGAAUUGAUGGAACAAUGCAAGAUGUUUAUAGAUAAAUACAAGUACAAGUCCCUGUGGCUUAAAUAUCACAGAACAUUGUACAAAGGUAAAGCUCCCAAGGUGCAAACAGAAGCUCAAUUGAUAAGGAGAGAAGCAGCAUUACAUUUCAAGAGAUGGAUUGGGUUGACAUGAGAGUGAGAUUCUAUGAGCACUUCUAAAGUUAACCACAGAGCAUCCCCAAUUAUCAACUUGUGCAAGGGAAGAGGAUCACUACGGCCAACGGGAGCUGAGACACUUCCGACGGAAUUGGUUAUCUUAGAUCACCUACAAGUAUACAGUUGGUGCUGCACUUUUAUCCCAUUUUUCCAAUAGCGAGCUCCUCUUAAGUGGCUUGGCUUGUAUUGACAUUUUGCUGAAGCUCCCACUGAACAUGUGCGCCAAUUUGUUAAAUGUUAGACAAACAGGCUUUGUGAUUUUUAGAAGGUGGAACAUUGCACUGCGAUGCGAGCUUUAAACUACUAUGUGCGAUGGAUGGUGUGAUGGGAACACAUGAUGAAGAAACUAGAAAGUUUUUCAAGCAUUCUUCAGUCAUUUGUGUUUUUUCACCUUGAUAUGCCAGCAGUAAGCUGAGUAUUUUCAAAGAACAGGCAAGUUCUGGCAGUAGGUUUCCUAAGGCAAGUGCGAAUGGACCAAGACAACUUUGGUAUGAUUUGCACUGUAAGAAUGAUGGACUAGCUGUCUAUGACGUCUUUUUUUUAGCAUCGCCAGAGAAAGGUAUCCAAGUUCCGCGAUCAUGUUCCAAAUGAUCAUGUUAGUUUGCGGGUUUCAAAAGAACAAGAUUCUGAAAAUUGACAUGUUCAGGUCUUAGCACUAUUCUUGUAAGUUCUGCUUAUGGUAACAAUUGUGAAUUCUAGUCACUUGGAGCGAAACAGGCACACACACAUAAUAAGCGCAUGUAUUUCUGUUGGGUUAUUAGAGCAAGCACAUGAUCUUCUUGACGAGAUGAGAUUUUCUGGAAUUAGGGUUGGUUCUUCCAUUUAUUCGUCGCUCCUAAAAGCCUACUGCAAGGAGGGCCAUCAUGAAGAUGAUAUAACUGCACUUCUGAAGGAUGCUGAUCAAGCAGGAAUUCAGUUGGACUCAAGCUGCUAUGAACAUUUGAUACAAUCCAGGGCACAUCGCAAUAACACCACAGGUGCUCUCCAUCUUUUUGAAGAGAUGAAGAACUCAAACAUUCAAAGAUCUGGUCACAGGGAGUUUGAGAUGUUAGUACAAAGCUGUGAUAACAGUGAAGCUGCUUUGACGACUAAGCUAGUAGAAGAAGUCAGAAGUGGCCAUACGGUUAAUCAUGCUAUUCGAGGAUGGGUGACAUGGAGACCGAGGCUGGGAGGAUGAAGUUGCUCCGGUGGUGUAGGAGGUUCCCGUAGUGGAGACGCUUCUGUUGUUUUUUAGAUGCUGGGAGUUGUGGGGAUUUGGAGGCAGUGCAAAGUUUUCAAAUAAUCUGGGAGUUCGCAGGCUUUAGAGUUAUCUCUGUAGUCUUUGAAUCCUCAUUUCUUUGGUCUGUAAAACUGAACAGGUUGAUGGGUGUGCGUUCCGGUGGUUGUGGAGUUUUGGUUGAAACUUUGUAGCUGGGUUUCUAUUAAUGGAAA
Messenger RNA from Lolium rigidum, 3779 nucleotides. Its product is annotated as pentatricopeptide repeat-containing protein At1g03100, mitochondrial-like. The coding region runs from base 1 to 2325 and encodes 774 amino acids. Lineage: Eukaryota; Viridiplantae; Streptophyta; Magnoliopsida; Poales; Poaceae. The transcript has 3 exons. Gene Ontology annotation, molecular function: protein binding. The record is from RefSeq and is a predicted model, not a curated record.